AUUUUUUGUCCGUGCUUAAAAGGCAGAGACAGUAAAAAGCUUGAGGACACUGUUGAGACUUGCAGAGAGAGCUUUUCUCAAUCUCAUUCAUUUACAACUUCACAUUUUCCCCCUUUUCUCCAUUUUAUAUUGCCUUUUUUUCAUGCAUUUUUCUGAAUCGUAUAUAUGUAUAUAUAUAAUGUGGAAAUAGAAGAAGAGAGGAGCUUAAAUAGCCGUUAAUUCAUCUCUGGUUUCUUUUGAGGUGGUAAGAAGAUGGGCAGGAAAGGUCAGUUUUUGAUCUUCUUCUCCUUAUUCUGCAACUGGGUUUUGAAUCUGAGCUCUGUUAAUGGCGCCACGGAUGCAGCGGAUGUUUCUGCCCUUAAUGUCAUGUACAACAGCCUAAACUCUCCUGGUCAGCUCUCUGGUUGGACUUCUAAUGGAGGCGAUCCUUGUGGGCAGAAUUGGAGAGGGGUCACAUGCUCUGGUUCUUCAGUUACAGAACUCAAAUUAUCAGGUCUUGGACUGUCUGGUUCAUUGGGCUAUCAGCUUACCAGUCUGACUUCUCUAACUACCUUUGAUGUGAGCAAUAACAAUUUUGGAAACGACAUACCAUAUCAGCUUCCUCCAAAUCUUUCAAGACUAAAUUUAGCAGAAAAUUCUUUUACCGGGAACAUCCAAUAUUCUAUCGCGCAAAUGUCUGCUCUUCAAUAUCUAAAUAUUGGUCAUAAUCAACUCCAGGGUCAGUUGAGUGACAUCUUUGGGCAGCUUUCUAGUCUCACCACUCUGGAUCUGUCCUCUAAUCGUCUGAAUGGUAAUCUUCCUGAAAGCUUCAGCUCUCUCACAAGUCUGACCACUCUGUCUUUGCAAGACAACCAGUUUACUGGUCCCAUUGAUGUCCUUGCCAACCUUCCCCUUCAAAAUCUGAAUGUGGCAAAUAACCAUUUCAGUGGAUGGAUCCCUGGCUCAUUAAACAACAUACGAAAUUUCCAGAAGGAUGGUAAUUCGUGGACAUCUGGACCUGCCCCACCUCCUCCUCCAUACUCAACUCCACCUCCUGGGCGUCGGGCCAGCCCAGGCCAUAAGUCAGGGGGUGGUAACAGUCCAUCAAAUUCUGGUGGAGGUAGCAAUAAAUCAGGUUUGAGUGGUGGAGGAAUAGCUGGAAUAGUGAUAACGAUUUUGGUUAUUGGUGGGAUUUUAGCAUUCUUUUUAGUGAGGAAGAGAUCAAAGAAAGGUGGACUUGUAGAGAAGCAAAGCCAUGAUCAGCCAUUUACACCCCUUGUCUCCAAUGAUAUUAAAGAAAUGAAGUCUAUACAACCAUCUUCAUCAAUCGACACUGCCUCGAUCCAACCAGCUUCUAUUGCUCUUAAACCUCCUCCCAUGGAGAGGCACAAAUCAUUUGAUGAGGAAGAAUUUGCUGCAAACAAAAUCACUGUUAAGCCUAAAAGAGAGAAAAAAGCUCCAAUAAGUGCCAACCCAUAUUCAAUAGCAGACUUGCAGAUAGCCACAGGCAGCUUUGGCAUUGAUAACCUUAUUGGUGAGGGCUCCAUUGGACGUGUUUAUAGAGCACAAUUUCCUGAUGGAAAGGUUCUCGCUGUAAAGAAGAUUGAUUCUUCAGCGCUUCCAAACCAAGAACCUGAAGAAUUUAUGGAAGCAGUUUCUAAUAUUUCACAGCUACACCAUCCAAACAUAACAGAGUUGGUGGGAUAUUCUUCGGAGCAUGGCCAGUAUCUUCUUGUCUAUGAAUUCCUCAAGAAUGGUUCACUACAUGAUUAUCUUCACCUCUCUGAUGAAUUCAGUAGGCCACUCACAUGGAACACCCGUGUUAAGAUUGCUCUUGGCACAGCUCGGGCUCUAGAGUACUUACAUGAAGUCUGCUCACCAUCGGUUGUUCACAAGAACUUCAAGUCUGCCAACAUUUUGCUGGACAAUGAGUUCAAUCCUCAUCUAUCCGACUGUGGACUGGGAGAUUUUGUUGCUAACCCAGAUAGUGAGGCCUCUAAUCAGAACCAAGGCUCGGGAUACAGUGCUCCUGAGGUUGCCAUGUCUGGCGUGUAUACUAUGAAGAGUGAUGUUUACAGCUUUGGUGUGGCCAUGCUUGAGCUUCUAACAGGUCGUAAGCCAUUUGACAGUUCGAAAGCAAGGUCAGAGCAGUCUUUGGUGAGAUGGGCAACACCCCAGCUCCACGACAUUGAUGCAUUGUCAAAGAUGGUGGAUCCAGGGCUCAAGGAACUCUACCCUGUCAAAUCACUUUCUCGGUUUGCUGAUGUGGUUGCUCUUUGUGUCCAGCCGGAGCCUGAAUUCCGACCGCCCAUGUCAGAGGUGGUGCAAGCACUAGUGAGGCUGGUGCAGCGCGCAAGUAUGAGCAAGCGUACAAACAGCGAAGAUUCAGGAGCUUCACGGAAGGCUGAGGAGCACGACAACCACGAAUACUCACUUUAAAACAGCUAGAGAAGUAAGGUGAACGGAUUCAUAUGCCAAAAGCUCUUCAUUAGAAAAAAACCUAUGGGUGCCGUUCGAAGAAACACAAGGGUUGAUUUCAGGGAGGAUGGUGUUGGAGAGGGAGGAGGGCUCUUGUUGUUUAUUGAAUGUAUGUUAGUUUUUGUGCUCAUUUAUUUGAGAAAAGAAAACAAAUGAUAUUUGGUAAUGUUUGUAGGGAGAAGGAACAUGGAUCUCUUGUGGAGAGUGUCUAUAUUGUGAUCCUUUUCUUUAUUGCCUUGAACCUGUUAAAACUUUGUAGAUGUUUUAAAUCAGAAGUUAAAGGGGGGAGAGAGGGAGACUGAGGCAUAGAAGAUUGAAAGGUGCUGUCUAUAUAAUUAGAAUUGUAUACUAUUGUAUUAUGUAAGACCACCUACUUUUGGUACGAGAAGAUAGAAUCAAUCAAAACUCUUGAAGUGUUUCAUUUUUUU
Messenger RNA from Amborella trichopoda, 2885 nucleotides. RefSeq names its product protein STRUBBELIG-RECEPTOR FAMILY 6. Gene Ontology annotation, biological process: protein phosphorylation. Lineage: Eukaryota; Viridiplantae; Streptophyta; Magnoliopsida; Amborellales; Amborellaceae. The record is from RefSeq and is a predicted model, not a curated record. Gene Ontology annotation, molecular function: protein binding; protein kinase activity; ATP binding.